Molecule: messenger RNA, 5481 nt
Organism: Brassica oleracea var. oleracea
Lineage: Eukaryota; Viridiplantae; Streptophyta; Magnoliopsida; Brassicales; Brassicaceae
Product: histone-lysine N-methyltransferase ASHH2
Biological process (GO): regulation of DNA-templated transcription
Cellular component (GO): chromatin; nucleus
Molecular function (GO): protein binding; zinc ion binding; histone H3K36 methyltransferase activity
Source: RefSeq, a predicted model, not a curated record
AGCUCUCAUAAAAAUAAAAAACUGACGGCUUCGCGUUUGUCUCUUCCCCUCUCUACUUCCGAUUCCAUCGCAAAUCGUCUCCGCCUCUAUCUCUCUCUCUCUCUCUCUCUCUCUAGGGUUUUCUCAGCUCCUCGUUUCCCCCAGGCUUACCUUCGUCGUCAUUCGCCUAAUCGUUUCUGAUUCAUGAGGUGACAUUUAACGAUGGAUUGCAAGGAGAACGGUGUUAGUGACCCUUCCGGGGAUGAGAAUCUUACCUCCGCUGCGAUGGACAUCGGUGGAAGCUUCUCUGAGAAGUCUAUGGAUUUAGUCACUAGUUUGGAGACUGCACAGGCUGCAUCAGUUAUAAACCCUGCGAUGGAGGAGGACCAGAGGGAGUGCUUUGUAGAGGCUGAGCAAAUGGGAGAGGGAAACAGUGUUGGUAAAGAACUUGAGGAAAACUCUGAUGCUGUUUGUUGCGUUGAUGCUGAGCAAGCUCAAGGAUCGGUUUCUGAUGCCAUUGUGCUUGGUGGUGGCGGCACAGUAUUGCCCAAAGGGGGCAGGGAAACAGAUGCUGAAUCGGGUUUUCUAAAUGAUGCACCUGAAAAGGUUGAGUCUUCGGAAACUGCUAAAGAUAUAGAGAAUGAUAAAGCUGGAAGUGAUGGUUUUGAUGGAGGAAAUAACGAACCAUCGAGUGAUGAUGUUUCUCUCAUUCGGAGUUGUCCCUUUCCAGAUACAGUAUUGGAUUCUGGGGGUUUGGGUUGCAGUGAGACAGAGAAUCGUGUGAAGUCUUCUAGUGAUGGUGAUGGCAAUAUCCCUCUCGUGGUGUCCUCUUCAUCAGCUGUUCCAGAAAUGUUAAGUAAUAGUGAUGGUGGUCUGCGCUCAUGUGAUCUUGAUGACAUCGUAGACAAAGAGACGAUCGAUCCAGAUUCGAGGUUGGUACAUGAGGAUGAGCUGCAUACUGAUCUUUCUGACAAGAAUGAAACACUGCUAAAGAACCACGUGGGGAAUACAUCAAGUGAAAGUGAUGUGGCUGGUAUGAAUGAUGAUGUGGCUGUGGUACAUGAGGAUGAGCUGCAUACUGAUCUUUCUGACAAGAAUGAAACACUGCUAAAGAACCAUGUGGGGAGUUCAUCAAGUGAAAGUGAUGUGGCUGGUAUGAAUGAUGAUGUGGCUGCUGAUCCGAGAGGUCAAAGUUUCAGUCGGACAUCACCUAUAGAGGAAAAUACCUCUGGUGUAGAAGCCAACGCCCCUAUUACCGACCCUUCUUUGGUGAGGAGUUUUCCGUUGAAGUUUGGUAAUGGAGUCAUUGGAGCUCGUAAUCCUGAAAACGCAGUGGAGUCGAUCAGGAUAGUAGAUGGCAAUGGCAGAAUAGGUGGUGAAGUUGCUUCUGCAUCUGGGACUAGCGAGUCUUCACCUCGAAGGAGGUCCCGAGUCGGUAAACAGGGUAAUCUUUCGCAGACCAAUCUGAGUGCUCCUCUUCCGAGAAAAUCCUCUAGAAAGAAACAAUCAGAAAGAAAUUUGGAAUCAAUUUUUAACUGUUCGAAGCAGAAGAGGAGCUCUGUUUCAAAACCAGACCGUUCAUCUCAGUGGGGAUUGCCAUGUAGGACCGCUGAAAUCUUCUUACAGAGCAAUAAUAUUCCUUAUGGUAGACCUCCGCAUCACGAAACAAAGCAACCUCAGAACAGUCCUAAAAAUGGAGAGCAUAAUACCCAAGCAUCAAGUGGCUCUUGCCUUCGUUUGAAAGUUAAAUUUGGUAAGUCAGGUGGCCAAAAUCCUUUGAACAUUACAGUCUCUAAGGUCAGUGGCAACUCUUUGCCUGCUGGUGGUAUUGUUAAGGCCGGAAAAGGUUUAGAGUUUCCAGGGCCUGCAGAUAUUGUCGAGGAUAAACUCCAGAUUGUGGAAACUAGAGAGCAGUUAAAAGAGAAAAACAAUCCCUUGGAGAAACUUUCAUGUCGGCUGUUAUCUGUUUCUAUUACGGAUGAGAAAAAGAACCAAGACGCUGGGGGGUUAUGUAGGAAGCUAGGUGGUGAUGUUUUAGAUGAGGGUACACACCUUUCCUCUAGUAUUGUGGUUGAAGAGGGCGAGAGGGCUAAUGGAACCCGGCCCCUAGACUCUGAAACUUCACCAGAUUCAGAAGUUAUCAACUCUGUGCAAAAGGAUUUGCCUCAUGGUUUUUCCAGCACUGCAGAAGACCUGGUCAACACGAACAGAGGAUUAGAAAAACAAGAUGAAUUGCUUGCUUCAGUAUCUCCUUUGGAAAAUGGUUCACAUCUAAUUCCCAACGCCAAAAAAGGUAAACAUCCUAAUAAGUCAAAAGGUAAUGGAACAAGAAAAGGGAACUCCAAGUCCAAGUCUGCCAAAGGCGGGAGAAAAAAUGAAUCUCACGAGGGGUUAGAGAAACACAGCUUUAUAAAUAGGAGUGCUGGAAGUGAUGAUAGUAAAGAUCAUGAAGUAGGAAGAGCGGAGUCUAACGAAACAACAGGUGCUCUUUUGGACGCUAAUAUGGGAAAAGCCUUUGCCAUUAAUGGCGCCAUAUCGCAAGAUGUUAUUCAUGGGGAAGCGGUCAUGGACCUUACUAUUGAGGAUAGCUCUCCCACAGAGAGUGCUUGGGUUCGAUGCGAUGAUUGUUUUAAAUGGAGACGAAUACCUGCUUCUGUGGUAGGGUCAAUUGACGAGAGCUCGAGAUGGAUCUGUAUGAACAACUCAGAGAAAGAAUUUGCUCAUUGCUCAAUCUCUCAAGAGAUGUCAAAUGAAGAAAUUAAUGAACAGUUGGGCAUAGGACAGGAUGAAGCAGAUGCAUACGACUAUGAGGCGGCUAAAAGGGGGAAAGACAAGGAACAGAAGAGCAAACGUUUGCCAGUUAACAAAAAGGCGUGCUUCAGGGCCAUAAAAACAAACCAGUUUCUUCAUCGUAACCGUAAAAAUCAAACAAUUGACGAGAUAAUGGUUUGUCACUGCAAACCACCACCUGAUGGUAGACUGGGUUGUGGAGAAGAAUGUCUCAAUAGAAUGCUUAACAUUGAAUGUCUCCAUGGUACAUGCCCUGCUGGCGAUCUAUGCUCAAAUCAGCAGUUUCAAAAACGGAAGUAUGUUAAGUUUGAGAGAUUCCAAUCGGGUAAGAAGGGUUAUGGCCUGAGAUUGCUUGAGGAUGUACGUGAGGGACAGUUCCUUAUUGAAUACGUUGGAGAGGUGCUUGAUAUGCAAUCUUAUGAGUCUCGUCAGAAGGAUUAUGCUUCCAUGGGUCAGAAACAUUUCUAUUUCAUGACACUGAAUGGGAAUGAGGUAAUUGAUGCUGGUGCAAAGGGAAAUUUAGGGCGUUUCAUUAACCAUAGUUGUGAACCAAACUGCCGUACGGAAAAGUGGAUGGUGAAUGGUGAAAUUUGCGUUGGAAUAUUCUCCAUGAAAGACCUUAAGAAGGGUCAGGAGUUGACAUUUGACUACAACUAUGUGAGGGUUUUUGGUGCCGCUGCCAAAAAGUGUUACUGUGGAUCAUCACAUUGCCGAGGUUACAUUGGGGGAGAUCCUUUGAACGGUGAUGUAGUUGUUCAAAGUGAUUCAGAUGAAGAGUAUCCCGAACUUGUGAUCCUUGAUGAUGACGAAAGUGGGGAAGGAAUCUUAGAUGCAACGUCUAAGAUCUUCAUGGAUGGUGCUGACAUGCAAAUGCCGCAGAACUCUACAAAGGUUGAUGAUUCCAAGGACCUUGCUUCUCAAUCGCCUAGCUCAGUAUCUGUAAAACUUCCAGAGAGCGAGGUUCUUCCAUCUUUUCAACCGACCGAAGCAUCCAAGGAACUUUCGACAGACAUGCCUGUCAUUGAUGUCCAGCAGGAGGUUCUUGAAAAGAAGACUAAAGGCGCAUCUCCCGCCUCCAAGUCUAUCAGCAGACUGUCCUCGGAUGGUGCAAAUUCUGAUAAGACAGUAAAGCAUGGAUCUGGUGAAGAUAUAAAGAUACUUUCACGACCCCGCCCUCGUACAAAAACUUCGCGUUCAUCGGGGUCCAGCAAGCAAGCUCUUCCUGGUGUUAACAAAGCACAGACUACACCAGUCAAAAAGUUGCAACAGCAGCCCAUCAAAUCUAAAGGAUCAGAGGAAGUUUCUCCCAGCGGGCGUAUUGAAACAUUUGAAGGGAAACUGAACGAGUUACUAGAUGCUGGGGGAGGGAUAAGCAAGCGGAGGGAUUCAGCAAAGGGCUACUUGAAACUGCUGCUUCUCACUGCUGCUUCCCGGGGCAAUGCCAAUGAAGGAAUUCAAAGCAAUCGAGAUCUUUCAAUGAUUCUUGAUGCCCUUUUGAAGACAAAGUCACGAACUGUUUUGGUGGACGUAAUCAACAAGAAUGGUCUGCAAAUGUUACACAAUAUCAUGAAACAAUACCGGAGGGAUUUUAAAAAGACCCCAAUACUCCGAAAACUUUUGAAGGUAUUAGAGUAUCUUGCCACGAGGGAUAUUCUUGCACUGGAGCAUAUAGUCAGACCACCUCCUUACGCAGGGAUGGAAAGCUUCAAGCAGUCUAUUCUAACACUCACCGAGCAUGAUGACAAACAGGUGCAUCAAAUUGCGAGGAACUUCCGAGACAGAUUUAUCCCUAAGCAUUUAAGAAAACCUUGGCGCAUCGACAGAGAAGAGAGAUCGGAGUCUAGAAGAUCACCUAUAAACAGCAGAUUCAGAUCAUCACAAGAACCUAGAUAUGAUCAUCAUUCGCCAAGACGUGCAGAACCAUUUGCCUCAAGGGCUGCAACUCCCGAAACACCUUCUGUAUCCGACGGGUGCAUACAACCAACCUCCUCCAGCCUUCCCGAGACAAAUGGACGCAAGCGUAAAAGCAGAUGGGACCAGCCGUCUACUUCCAAAGAGCAACGAACCAUGACAGAUGUCCAAGACGACCUUCCACCCGGGUUCUCAUCGCCUUGCACUGAUGCGCCUAAUGCAGUCACUGCACAGCCACAAGCAAAGUUCCUCUCUCGGUUAACAGUCUCCUAUGGGAUCCCGCUUAGCAUCGUUCAUCAGUGUGGUUUACCCUGCAAAGACGACCCCAGUAGCUGGUCCGUUGCUCCUGGGGUGCCGUUCUCUCCGUUUCCACCUUUACCACCUGUUACUCACGGCGAGUUUUUCGCUAAUAAGAGAAACGGAACAGUCUCGGACUCUCCAAAGCGGAAGAGAGAGUUUUCAUCUGAUAUAGGAACAAGUUACUUUCGGCAACAGAAACAGAAAGUUCCUCCAUGGAUACGAUACAACGGGUGGGAGAAAACAGCAAACAGCUCCAUACCUAGGCAUCUAACUUUAGAGAAGAAGAUCAACAAUCAAGAAAAUCUUGAAUUUAGAGAGAGAAGUACAUUCCAUGAAAGUUAAAACAAUGCAGCUCUUGAUGAGAAUUACAGUAAAGUCCUCUUCAGGGGAAUCAUGUGCUUUUCUUCCCCCUUUUGGUAUAUUCUAAAUUCUUUUGUUUAAUGACUAAAAGCCAGAAAAAAAAACACUUCAUUUUAUGAGUAAAAGUUAUAUUUCACAUUC